UUUACUGUCUAAUUUAUUAUUGUCAAAGUUUACAAUUAUUAGCUUGAAUAUACCGCCUUAAAAUCGAAACAAGAAGGUGGCGUGAAUCCGAGUCUCUAUAUAUAAAAUCAGAAAGCAUGUUUAGACACACAUAUAGUUGGAUAUAUAAAAGAAUUUGAAAGCAUGUUUUAAACCCAUAGUACUUUGACAAAGAAUAACAAAUUAAUGAAAUAGCUAGGUCCCCAUUUUUUUAAUUUUUCUUCCGUACCUUAGCAUGAGAGUGCAACCGUACUUUUACACCUACACACUUUGAAGUUUAUAAAUUCUUACCCACCUAUAUCACCUUUUCUUUACUCACAACUCAACAAAUAUCCAAUACUAUCUCCUUUUCCAUUUUUUUCUCUUAAUAAACAAACUUUUCAAUUGUAACUUUAAAUAGUAAUUAUGGAGCAUCCUCAGUAUUAUGCACCCUACCGCCUUGCGGACUCAUCAUCUCUAGGAUUUCCUCUUGGCACUGCCUUUCUCUUGGUUGCUGUUUUCAGUCUGAGUGCUAUAUUUUCUUGCUGUUAUCACUGGCACAGAAUCCGCUUGCUUCGUCGACGCGCAGACCUCGAAGCAGGCGAUGAUCCUGAUUCCUUCAAAUAUAAACUCAAUUAUAAUAUGAGUGAAAAGCAGAACCAAAGCCAAAACAUGCCUGCAGUGUUAAUGCCAGGUGAUGAAGUUCCAAAAUUCAUAGCAUUGCCAUGUCCAUGUCAGCCACCACGACCGGAAAAGGUAGCUGAAGAGGUGCAGCUGCCGCCUUCGCCUUCGCCUUCGCCUUCACCUAAGCCAAUUCGUAUGGUAGUGGGAUUACUUUUGUAGCACUGAUUUUAGAACAUUGGAGUGUAAUGUAUAGAUUCAAUUGUGGUUCAACCAAAUUAUUAAGUUUUUUAUUUGUAAUUAAGGCACCAUUUGUCCAAUGCCUGCUAAAGUGAUUUGUUCAGUGCAACCUUAACUAAAACUUCCCCAAAAUCACAACUAAAAUUUUUGACCUUGGUAAGUUCAACGUAUUUUGACUUGUACGUUUAGGUUCAGGACCGAAAGUCUCCAUUUUGUUUGUAACAUUAAAGACUAUUAUACAUCAAGGAUUAUUAAAAUAUCCUACUCUCAAAUAUUGUAAGUUUUGAAUCCUUGACAAGCAAAUUAGUUUGUUCAUA
Molecule: messenger RNA, 1175 nt
Organism: Solanum pennellii
Lineage: Eukaryota; Viridiplantae; Streptophyta; Magnoliopsida; Solanales; Solanaceae
Exons: 2
Coding region: 424-840 (138 amino acids)
Source: RefSeq, a predicted model, not a curated record